AUGGAAACCGAAGUACUUACUUGCCGUUGGCAAAACUGUGACAAGACAUACCUGGACCCAGAACUACUUUACAGCCAUUUGACAAACGACCAUGUUGGACGAAAGUCGACUGGCAACCUUUGCUUGACUUGCCACUGGGAGAACUGCGACGUUACAGUAAUCAAGCGAGACCACAUUACGAGCCAUCUUCGAGUCCAUGUUCCUCUAAAGCCACACCAUUGCAACUUUUGUCCAAAGUCGUUCAAGCGUCCACAAGAUCUCAAGAAGCACGAAAAGAUCCACAGCGAGGAACACAUGGCCUCAUUACGAAGUCAUCAGACACGAGGCAACAUUGCACAACCACUUACACCACCUCGUCAACCAGGCAUGGAUUUGGCUCUUUCACCAGCUUCGUCUUCAUCCGAGCCACAGUUACAUCAUUCACCAGCAUCACGCACACCCGCAUCACCGCCCCAGAGCACAUAUUCUGAAGACAGCGGCUUACAUCCUUCUCCUUACACUGAUGCCUACGACAACUUUGGCCCCAAUAUUAAGCAACAACAGCCCACAUUUGCUACACCCGAUCAAAUGAUCACCGAUCUUAUCUUCCCCGAAGACACUGAGAUGAAGGCAGAGUACAAUCAAGACUUUGCCAAUCGUUUAUGUAUGUUGGAGAAUGCACUCAAUACUGGAUCCGUCAGCCCCCAGGAUAUGAAUAUCAACAUUGCCAAUGAACAAGAGCUUGCCAAUGUCAAUGCAUGGCUCGCACGAUUGACUGGUAGUAUCCCCGACAAUUAUGUGCAACAACAACAGCAGCAGCCAGUCGUACAAGAUCAACAAAAGAUGAUGUAUGAUUCAAUGUACGGCAAUCCACCCACAACAGCAUCAUCAUUUGCAUCCACACCAACAACCUAUCAACAAACUUCAUCCUAUGACCCAAGUAUGAUGCUCCAAUCUUUCACUGAUCCCACGGCACAACCCAUGCAUCAACCACAGCCACAACAACAACAACCUUUACAAGAUGCCAACAUGUUGUAUCCAUCAGCAGAGCAAGACUUGUAUGUUCGAUCGCAUCCUAUUCCUCAGCAAUCAAAUUCAGUAUCUCCCAUGGAUGAUGUUGCUUACAUGAAUGGAGGAUUCGACAAUAUGAUGUCAAUGGAUUAUGGAGCACAAGGAAUGCCUCUUGGCUAUCCAUCAUCAUCGCCUAUGGAUGCAGCUGCCGGCAACAUUGGCAUGACUACAGGAUUCCGACACCAUUAUACCGCUGUUCCUGAUGUCACCAUGAAUGGCUUUACUCCUGAUAUUCGCACAGCUACCAACUUUACAAGUGCCAAUAGCAAAUCCAAGCGUAAUGCUGCCAAGACGCCAUCCGAUGGUGCUCAAGUGGAAAAGGAUGAGACCAAGGAGAAUGUCAAGCCUACCAAAGCUAAGGCUGUUACCUAUGAGGACAAGAAGAAUGUGGCAACGUUGUUCAAUGUCUUUACGAGUAUUGGUGAACCAGGCAAACCAAGUACUACUACCACUACUAGCAAACCAGUCAAGAGUAGUAGUUCUUUGAAGGAGCAAGAAUCCACCAAGGAUGCAUCAUCAUCAUCAGAGAAUGCCAAGAAGGAGGAGGAUGAGGAAAAGAACAAGGCUUCUUCCCCUGUCAAGAAGGAUGUAGUCGACUUACUGGUGAGCGACUUGUCUGAAUUGGAUAUCAAGGAAAAGAGUAAACCUAUUGAGGAGCCAAGUCGAAAAGCAGCAUCGUCAUCGUCAUCAUCAUCAACGCUUUAUCCUAGCAGCAAUUCCCUUCCAACAGCUGAACGUCAUCGUUUAUUGUUAAAUCAAAUCAGGCAAUGGGUGAAUGACAGCUAUGCAAUGAAAUCCAAGACCAAGGCACCUACAACAACUCCUUCUUAUAAUAAGACAUCAUCCGUUUCAGUACAAUAA
Messenger RNA from Lichtheimia ornata, 1911 nucleotides. RefSeq lists its product as uncharacterized. The transcript has 4 exons. Lineage: Eukaryota; Fungi; Mucoromycota; Mucoromycetes; Mucorales; Lichtheimiaceae. Gene Ontology annotation, biological process: positive regulation of transcription by RNA polymerase II. The record is from RefSeq and is a predicted model, not a curated record. The coding region runs from base 1 to 1911 and encodes 636 amino acids. Gene Ontology annotation, cellular component: nucleus.